Molecule: messenger RNA, 832 nt
Organism: Camelina sativa (false flax)
Lineage: Eukaryota; Viridiplantae; Streptophyta; Magnoliopsida; Brassicales; Brassicaceae
Source: RefSeq, a predicted model, not a curated record
CUUUACAUUAGCAAUUAAACUAAUCAAUUAACCCCAAUGGCCUCCGACGUCGUCCAACCCCAAUCUCCGUUGCCGGCCGAUGGCUUCCAGUCACCUAGACGUCUUCUGGCACGACGGAAUGCUCCGACACGACGCCGUAUUAGGCGUCUUCGACUCCGGAUACGACCCUGGGUUCAUCGACGUAUUGGAGAAGCACCCGGAGAAUGCCGAUCGCGUCAGGAACAUGCUUUCGAUUCUCCGACGCGGUCCCAUCGCUCCUCAUAUCAAUUGGUUUACCGGCCGUCCAGCAAUAAUAUCUGAGCUUCUGAUGUUUCACACUUCAGAGUACAUCGAGAAGCUAGUGGAGGCAGAUAAAUCAGGAGAAAUGUGUGAACUUGCUCCAGGUACUUUCAUGAGCCCAGGCUCGUGGGAAGCUUCCCUUCUUGCAGCUGGAACUACUCUAUCAGCUAUGCAACAUAUUCUUGAUUCUCAUGGGAAGAUGGCUUAUGCUCUGGUACGCCCACCAGGCCACCACGCACAGCCUACUCAAGCCGAUGGGUAUUGCUUCCUCAACAAUGCGGCUCUUGCUGUCAAGCUGGCGUUAGAUUCGGGUUCUUGUUCCCGAGUUGCGGUUAUUGACAUCGAUGUGCACUAUGGAAAUGGCACAGCUGAAGGGUUUUAUACAUCUGAUAAGGUUCUUCCGGUGUCACUUCAUAUGAACCAUGGGUCAUGGGGAUCGUCUCACCCGCAGAAAGGAUCUGCUNCUUUUUUUUUUUUUUUUUUUUUGGUUGAGAAUCUCUAUCAGUUCACCACCAUGGUUAGUGAAAAUUGUGCUUUGGGGGGGAUUUUAUAG